Molecule: messenger RNA, 303 nt
Organism: Psylliodes chrysocephalus
Lineage: Eukaryota; Metazoa; Arthropoda; Insecta; Coleoptera; Chrysomelidae
Source: the annotation of a GenBank genome assembly
AUGUCCGAAGAAAACAUAACACUUAAAGACGUAUACAUUUUAUCGAAAAGCGUAAAGCAGGAUCUAACGGAACAUAUAGAAAACCUAGAAAUCACAUCACAGUCUCUAACAACUGCAAUUCAAAUAGAAAACCAAAACUUAAAAGAAAAGGUUAAAUCACUUGAGGAAGAAAACAACAUCCUAAAAGUGAAGUUAGAAAGACAAGAAAGAAAAAUUGAGUUAAAAGAGAGAAAAGGACUAGUAGUUGCACUAAAAGAAGCUAGAAAUAAGAAUCAAAACACAAAACCUAAUAAUAGGAAUUGA